Messenger RNA from Symphalangus syndactylus (siamang), 7770 nucleotides. It is a transcript of the gene SEC23IP, whose product is annotated as SEC23 interacting protein. Lineage: Eukaryota; Metazoa; Chordata; Mammalia; Primates; Hylobatidae. Gene Ontology annotation, cellular component: cytoplasm; COPII-coated ER to Golgi transport vesicle. Gene Ontology annotation, biological process: endoplasmic reticulum to Golgi vesicle-mediated transport. Gene Ontology annotation, molecular function: metal ion binding; glycerophospholipase activity; protein binding. The record is from RefSeq and is a predicted model, not a curated record.
ACGUGCUAGACAUGGGCGUGAAGACAGUGUCGCCAUGUUGAUUUCUGCCGCGCUGGCUGGGGAAGGGAGAGGGCGGCUGACUAGCUACCCGUAGUUUCGGCUCCUGUGCGCAAGUGCGGAAGUGCGCUGGCCGGGAGAGAGAUCGGUUUCCGGUCAGUGGUGCGGUACUGGGUACCCGGAGACGUGUAUCGGACGGUGGGCAGCAGCCAUGGCCGAGAGAAAACCUAACGGUGGCAGCGGCGGCGCCUCCACUUCCUCGUCGGGCACUAACUUACUUUUCUCCUCCUCGGCCACGGAGUUCAGCUUCAAUGUGCCCUUCAUCCCAGUCACCCAGGCCUCCGCUUCUCCGGCCUCCCUGCUCUUGCCCGGAGAGGAUUCCACAGAUGUUGGUGAGGAGGACAGCUUCCUUGGUCAGACUUCCAUUCACACGUCUGCCCCACAGACAUUUAGUUACUUCUCUCAGGUAUCAAGCAGCAGUGAUCCUUUUGGGAAUAUUGGACAGUCACCAUUAACAACUGCAGCAACCUCAAUUGGACAAUCAGGAUUCCCCAAGCCCCUGACUGCUCUCCCAUUUACAACUGGAUCCCAAGAUGUCUCGAAUGCAUUGUCACCAUCCAUUUCAAAGGCUCAACCUGGUGCUCCACCUUCCUCACUGAUGGGAAUAAAUUCUUAUCUGCCUUCUCAGCCAAGUAGUCUCCCUCCUUCACAUUUUGGGAACCCACCCCAAGGAAUUCCCCAACCAGGAUACAAUCCAUAUCGCCAUACCCCUGGCAGCAGCAGGGCUAAUCCUUACAUUGCACCACCCCAGCUGCAGCAGUGCCAAACACCAGGCCCUCCUGCUCAUCCUCCACCGUCUGGACCCCCUGUUCAGAUGUACCAGAUGCCUCCAGGAUCUUUGCCACCGGUUCCUCCUUCAGUGCAGUCACCAGCACAGCAGCAGGUACCUGCCAGACCUGGGGCUCCCUCUGUUCAAUUGCCACCUCCUUUUCUACUUCAAAACCAAUAUGAGCCUGUUCAGCCCCACUGGUUUUACUGCAAGGAGGUAGAAUACAAACAACUGUGGAUGCCUUUUAGUGUGUUUGACUCUUUGAAUCUUGAAGAAAUCUAUAAUUCAGUUCAGCCAGAUCCAGAGAGCGUGGUUCUUGGCACGGAUGGAGGGCGCUACGAUGUUUACCUCUAUGACCGAAUAAGGAAGGCUGCCUACUGGGAAGAGGAGCCAGCUGAAGUGAGACGCUGUACUUGGUUUUACAAGGGGGACACAGAUAGUCGAUUUAUUCCCUAUACUGAGGAGUUCAGUGAAAAACUAGAGGCUGAAUAUAAAAAAGCUGUAACCACUAAUCAGUGGCACCGAAGAUUAGAGUUUCCAAGUGGAGAGACAAUUGUUAUGCACAAUCCAAAGGUUAUUGUUCAGUUCCAGCCCUCCUCAGUGCCAGAUGAAUGGGGCACCACGCAAGAUGGACAGACAAGGCCCAGGGUUGUAAAGCGUGGAAUUGAUGAUAACCUUGAUGAAAUUCCCGACGGGGAGAUGCCUCAAGUUGACCAUUUGGUGUUUGUGGUGCAUGGCAUUGGACCUGUGUGUGACUUACGCUUUAGGAGCAUUAUUGAGUGUGUGGAUGAUUUUAGGGUGGUUUCUCUCAAAUUGCUGCAGACACAUUUCAAGAAAUCUUUAGAUGAUGGGAAAAUAAGCAGAGUGGAGUUCCUUCCAGUUCAUUGGCAUAGUUCUUUGAGUGGGGAUGCCACAGGUGUGGACAGGAAUAUUAAGAAAAUCACUUUGCCAAGUAUUGGUCGAUUUCGUCACUUUACCAAUGAAACUUUGCUAGAUAUUUUAUUUUAUAACAGCCCCACCUACUGUCAGACAAUUGUGGAAAAAGUAGGAAUGGAGAUAAACCGUCUGCAUGCACUCUUUAUGAGUCGGAACCCAGACUUCAAAGGAGGUGUCUCUGUUGCUGGUCACAGUUUAGGUUCUUUAAUAUUGUUUGACAUCCUGUCUAAUCAAAAAGAUUUGAAUUUAUCAAAGUGCCCUGGACGUCUUGCUGUUGCUAAUGGAGUUGUGAAGCAGCUACAUUUUCAGGAAAAGCAGAUGCCUGAAGAGCCAAAGCUGACUUUGGAUGAGUCGUGUGACCUUGAUGUUGAAAAUGAAGAAGUCCUAACUUUGCAAGAAACUCUGGAAGCACUUAGCCUCUCUGAAUAUUUUAGCACUUUUGAAAAGGAAAAGAUUGAUAUGGAAUCCCUGCUUAUGUGUACAGUUGAUGACCUGAAGGAAAUGGGGAUACCCCUUGGACCCAGAAAGAAGAUAGCUAACUUUGUAGAACAUAAAGCAGCCAAACUGAAAAAAGCAGCGUCAGAAAAGAAGGCAGUGGCAGCCACUUCUACAAAAGGACAAGAGCAAAGUGCCCAGAAGACUAAAGACAUGGCUUCCCUCCCCUCAGAAUCUAAUGAGCCAAAGAGGAAACUUCCAGUUGGUGCUUGCGUGUCUUCUGUGUGUGUGAAUUAUGAAUCUUUUGAAGUUGGCGCCGGACAGGUUUCUGUUGCUUACAACUCAUUAGAUUUUGAACCAGAGAUAUUCUUUGCCUUGGGGUCUCCAAUUGCUAUGUUUCUCACUAUUCGAGGAGUUGAUAGGAUAGAUGAGAAUUACAGCCUUCCUACCUGUAAAGGGUUCUUCAAUAUUUAUCAUCCGCUUGAUCCAGUGGCAUAUAGAUUAGAACCUAUGAUUGUUCCAGAUUUGGACCUAAAAGCUGUUCUCAUUCCACAUCACAAAGGCAGAAAAAGACUUCAUUUAGAAUUGAAAGAGAGUCUCUCUCGUAUGGGAUCUGAUUUGAAGCAGGGUUUUAUUAGCUCUCUCAAAAGUGCUUGGCAGACAUUAAAUGAGUUUGCCCGUGCUCAUACCUCUUCAACCCAGUUGCAAGAAGAAUUGGAGAAGGUGGCCAAUCAGAUCAAAGAAGAAGAAGAAAAGCAAGUAGUUGAAGCAGAAAAGAUUGUUGAAAGUCCAGAUUUUUCCAAGGAUGAGGACUACUUAGGAAAGGUUGGAAUGUUAAAUGGAGGCCGCCGAAUUGACUACGUUCUCCAAGAAAAACCAAUAGAGAGUUUUAAUGAAUAUCUUUUCGCUCUUCAGAGUCACUUAUGCUAUUGGGAAUCUGAAGAUACUGCUCUGUUACUACUUAAAGAAAUUUAUCGAACAAUGAACAUUAGUCCAGAACAGCCCCAGCAUUGAUCAAACUUCAGUUUUACUACAGCACAUGGACAGUUGAAAUGAACCACAUGGUAAAGACUGAGCAGCUGGACAAGGAGGAGAGGAAUUCAUCUGGGAUGGGAGCAAGUUGUUACUGUAUAUGAGAUGGCAAGGGACCCCCUUCACGGGUAAAGUGUCAUUUGAGCAAGUGAGCCUGGUGGAUAUCUGGAAGAAGAAGACCAUUUCAGGUGGAGAGAAGAAUCUGGAUCAGAACAUGAGAGUGACCUCGUUCUUUUUAUGUAUUCCAUUGACUAUUGCACCAUAAUCUGUUUAAGCAGUCCUUACUGAUGGGCGUUUAAGUUAUUCUAAUCUUUGAUUAGUAUGAACAGUACUACAGUGAUAUGUGAUAUUUUAAUAGUUGCAUUUCAUUCCAUUUUAUAGUUCUUUUAUUAAAAUACUUUAUUUUACCCCAUCGUUGAGUGUUAGGUGAUUUUCCAAAUUUUCUCCAUUAUAAAUAACUCUGAUAUGUAGUUUUACACACUUUUUGCCCAUCUCUGUUUGCUUUGGAUACAUUCUUAGAAGUAGUGUUCUUAUUUCUGAGAAUAUUGCACAUUUUGAAAAGAUUUUUGGCCAGGUGCAGUGGCUCAUGCCUGUAAUCCCAGCUUGAGAGGCCGAGGCAGGCAGAUCACUUGAGGUCAGGAGUUCGAGACCAGCGUGGCCAACAUAGUGAAACCCCGUCUCUACUAAAAAUACAAAAAAAUUAGCAGGGUGUGAUCUCACCUACUUGGGAGGCCGAGGCAGGAGGAUCGCUUAAAACCCGGGAGGUGGAGGUUAGUGAGCUGAGAUCGCACUACUGCACUCCAGCCUGGGCAACAGUGUGAGAUUCCAUUUCAAAAAAAAAAAAAAAAAAAAAAAGCUUUUUGAUCCCUACAUUUUGCUAAAUUGCAUUCCAGAAAAGUUGCUCAAUUUUCAUAUUUACCGUCAGUAUGUAAAGGCCAGUAUUCUUGCACUCUUGGAAACACUGGAUAUUACUGAUUUAAAAAUUUUUUUUUGCCAAUUUGAUAGCCAGAAAUAGUUAUAAUACCAUUUUUACUUACAUUUGUAUUAUUAGUGAAGUUGAGCUCUUUGGGUGUAUCUUAUUAACUGGCUGAUUAUAUUUCUUUUGUCAGUUGCCUGUUCUUGACCUUUAUGUGUUUUCUUGGAGGUAUGGGGUAGGGUCCUUUUCUUAUGGAUUUAUAAAUAUGAUAUUUAAGGAUAUUAACCUUUGUCAUUGUAAGUAUUUUUUCCCAGUUUGAAAUCGGCCUUUUAUUUUUCCUUAUACUUUGGAUUUUUUUGGCGGGGGUUUGAGGGGGGCAUGUUUUAAAAAUAUGUAGCCCUACGCCGGGCAUGAUGGCUCACACCUGUAAUCCCAGCACUUUGGCAGGCCGAGGUGGACGGAUCACCUGAGGUCAGGAGGUUGAGACCAGCCUGGCCAGCAUGGAGAAACCUCGUCUCUAUUAAAAAUACAAAAAUUAGAUGGGUGUGGUGGCUGGCACCUAUAAUCCCAGCUACUUGGGACGCUGAGGCAGGAGAAUCACUUGAACCCAGGAGGCAGAGGUUGCAGUGACCCUAGAUUGUGCCAUAGCACUCCCACCUGAAUGACAGAGCGAGACUCCGUCUAAAAAAAACAAAAAAAAAAACAAAAAAAAACAAAACAAAAAGCAUAACCCAGUCUUUUAUGAUUAAUUAUUUUUUAGAUAUUUACAUUUAUUUUCUUGUAGUUCUUUUUUUUCCCCAUUUGGCUUUGUAAUUUAGAAGAGUAAGGUGUAGAGAACAAUUUAACUUUUUUCUUACAUCAUUGUUUCUGUCUGUGCCAUAUAUUGAAUAAUGUACCCUUUUGUCAUAGGUUUGAUGUUUUUAUCACAUGCCAAAUAUUUUGCUGUUGUUUGACAUUUUAAUUAAUAUUUGUUUCCUAGGUUUUCUCAUCUCUUCUAGUGAUUUAUUUGUCUAUGAUACUUCAUUGAUUUCAAGUCAUUUAUUUUCCACAUUUUAACAUCUUUAAAUUUGUAAUGCAUCUUAAAAUCAGCUGUUGGGGCUGGUGCAGUGGCUUAUACCUGUAAUCCCAGUGCUGUGGGAGGAUUACUUGAGCCCAGGAGUUUGCGACCAGCCUGGGCAACAUAGUGAAAUCUCGUCUCUUAAAAAAAAAAAAGAAAUUUAAUUCACCUGUUGCCUUAAUGGAAGUUGAGUUCUUUCUGAGAAGCCGUGCGUUUUCUUCUGCUGGUCACUGGGGGAAGGGCUUUACCAACCUGCCUCUGCUUAAGCUAAUUUCUCUGCUUGGGAUUUUUUAGGACUAUGCUGGUAGUGUGAAUUCAGCCCCCAAAAUUUGCAGGGGUGGGGUUAUCAGUUCAGAUAUUGGAGUUUUUGUUCCCUCUUUCCAUUGUCAAGGAAGAGGUGCACAGGCCUUUUGCUAUCCCUUCUGCAUGUAGUUGCUUGCUUUUAUGCCUCAUUGAGACUAUAGAUGUUUGGUACCCCCACUUUGUGAGGGCUUCUCCUUUGAGACUCCCUUUCUGGGCAUCUUUUUAUGGUACAUAACAGUGAAGUGUCACAAUCGAUGGUGUCUUAGAUUUGGUGAAAUAUGGUGUUUUAAUAAUUGUAAUUUUUUACAUAAUAUCUGGCAGUAUAAGUUCUCAGUAUACCAUAGUCUUCACAGUUAUCCCAAAUGAAGUUCAAAAUAAUUUAAGUCCCCUGAUGCUCUCUCUCCCCCAACAAAACAAAGCAAGACAAACAAAACCAAAAGAAUAGUGAUUCUAGGAUUUUGCCAUUACCUUAUAUGAAAAACUCAGUAAGAACCUUCUAUUUCACAUGUGAUUCGUUCACUGUAAUUGUUUUAUUUAUUUCUUCUUAUACUUGGCUGUAAAAUUUAGGCAAGAAUUUAAGUUUCUAAUACUAUACUAAGAUAAUCCAUUUAAAAUGCUAACAGUUAUUCUAUACAUGGUUCAUUCAAGCUUAGAUCAGUUUUGCUGAAUGGUUGUUUUAUGUUUAUGUCCUUUUAUACCUUUUUAGGAUUGUUCUUUGAAAAGCCUCAAAUUGGCCAGGCGUGGUGGCUUACACCUGUAAUCUUAGCACUUUGGAGGCUGAGGCAGGCAGAUCUCUUGAGCUCAGGAGUUCGAGACCAGCUUAGCAACAUAGCAACACCUUGUCUCUACUAAAAGUAAAAAAAAAAAAAUCACUGGGGCAUGAUGGUGUGCACCUGUAGUCCCAGCAACUUGGGAGGCUGAGGUGGGAGGAUUGCUGGAGUUCGGGAGAUUGAGGCUGCAGUGAGCUGUGAUCACACCACUGCACUCCAGCCUGGAUUAUAGAGAGAGACCUUGUCUCAAAAAUAGAUAAUUAAAUAAAAAAUAAAAAGCCUCAAAUUAACAUGGCAGAUAACUAACUUUAUUUUUUAUUAAUAUUUUAGCCGGUCGCGGUGGCUCAUACUUGUAAUCCCAGCACUUUGGGAGGCCAAGGCGGAUCACAAGGUCAGGAGUUCAAGACCAGCCUGGCCAACAUAGUGAAACCUUGUCUCUACUAAAAAUACAAAAAUUAGCCAUGCGUGGUAGCACGCACCUGUAGUCCCAGCUACUUGGGAGGCUGAGGCAGGAGAAUCUUUUGAACCCAGGAGGCUGAGGGUGCAGUGAGCUGAGAUCGCGCCAUUGUGCUCCUGCCUGGGUGACAGGGCGAGACUCUGUCUCGAAGAAAAAAAAAAAUACUUUAUUUUAAUUUUUUGAGAAGAGGUAUCACUCUGUCACCCAGCUUGGAGUGAGUGCAGUGGCGUGAUCUCGGCUCACUGCAACCUCUGACUCCCAGGCUGAAGCGAUCUUCCUAACUUAGCAUCUCGAGAGGCUGGGACCACAGGUGUGCACCACCACGUCUGGCUAAUUUUUUAAUUUUUUGGUAGAGACGGUUUCCCCAAGUUGCCCAGGCUGGUCUCGAACUUCUGAGCUGAGAUGAUCCACUCGCCUUGGCCUCCCACAGUGCUGGGAUUACAGGCGUGAGCCACAACACCUGGCCAUAACUAACUUUAAAUUGUGUCUUUUACUCUCUGUACUGGCUUUGCUAUGAAGAUUAUCAUGCUGGUUAAUCUUAUUGAGUGUUUCCUGGGCAUUCUUGUCCCUUUGGAAAGCCUGAGGACUUGCUCACAGGCUGUGCUCUUUGGAGGCGGUUUGUGGUGUUUGUCAGUAAAGUUGAGCACUGGAUUGUCCUUUUGUUUUUUUGAGAUGGGGUCUCGCUCUGUCCCCAAGGCUGGAGUGCAGUGGCGGGAUCUGGGCUCAUCGCAAACUCCGCCUCCUGUGUUCACACCAUUCUCCUGCCUCAGCUUCCAGAGUAGCUGGGAUUACGGGCACCUGCCACCAUGCCUGGCUAAUUUUUUGUAUUUUUAGUAGAGAUGGGGUUUCACCAUGUUAGCCAGGAUAGUAUCGAUUUCCUGACCUUGUGAUCUGCCCGCCUCGGCCUCCCAAAGUGCUGAGAUUACAGGCUUGAGCCACCGUGCCUGGCCGAUUGUCUGUUCUUUUACUUCAGAAAAGACAACGAUGCAUGGUAUUUGACUGUAAAUUUGUAAAGUUCACUGAGAUUUUUUUUUUUCU